AUGCCGCUGGCGACCCAUUCAGUUCACUUUCUCCGUACAACAACACCAACUGCGAUGUUGCAAGACAAAGCGUGCCCAGGAUGGACCAUUCAUAUGCAGACGAAUGCCCGAAUACUCUUGCGUCACGACUGGCUCCGUGAGGAUAGAACGCUGCAGGCUGCCUGGUACAGCGUGCUGGACCCUACAAAACUGAGCAAGCCGGGAGCAUCUCUCGCUGGUUGUGCAAAUGGUUUUAGAGCUCCUAUCUCGCCCCGCUGGUCAUUCGGAACUGGCAGUCAAAAGGAGUCGAGCGAUCAGGAGAAGCUGCAGCCGCGAGACUCAGAUCCACUGGCACGCCUGCAAACGCCUCAGAUGAGCGAUGGCGUUGAGGCUGCAGCGCCAGGUGAUUCUCCCGAGGAAUCGAACAAUACCGAAUACACGCCGACACUGGCGCGCAAAGGAGCGAGCGUUGCCUCACUUACUCGCCGAAGAAGACAUUCGGAGCUAGAGAAGGCGUCUACCAGGUGCACAUCGCCCGAACGUUCGGUGUCGAAGCAUCAGCUUUCCUGUGCUGCUUCGCCAGAGCGAGAGCAUCCUAGCUGCCAGGACGCAAUCCGAACUCGAAACGCUUCCGGAGACGAACCGUCUGCACCAGCACGUGAUUUAGGUUGCCUGUCGCUGCUCGUUGUAGGUUGCAAAUCGCCGUCAAAUAUGAGUCGGCAGGAGAAACAAGCGCUUUCUGAAGCGCGAACGCUCUGGGAGAUGCACGGCGGUCGUUGGCUGGACCCGUGCGACCUCUCGCAAGUCUUCCAACUGCUGGAGACGUUUAUCGAGACCACAGGUACCGCAAGUGCCGCCACGGAUGAUGAGACUUCAAACGCUUGCCCGAGUGCCGGCGAGGAGUCAUCACCGAUUUCGAAGCGCAGACGCUACGAACCGAAGCCCGGCGUUCGCGAACCUGCCGCAGGAAAAGCGUCACCGGAGCCAGCGCUGCUGAUUGCAGCCCUGCAUCAUAGCGUUGCUGCAUGUUUGCAAUCAAAGCAGUGCUGUCCAGUAGACGGCCUGGCUGCACAACAGUUAUACGCUAUUGCGUCAAUCGCGUGGCAACGCGGCUGGGCCCUCCUGAUCGAUCUGCAAAACACGAAGGACGACAAGGAUAUCCGUAACGCCGGAGCUGCCGCGUUGAGGGUGUGGAUUCGUUCUGUUUUGAGCGAAUCUGCAUCUAGAAUGGAACAAUCCAAAUCAGAGGCUUCCCUUCAGGACGGCAACGAAAGCCUUUGGGAGCGAAUUCGUAAUCACGCGUUGGAGAAUACAACCCCGAGCAAACUCGGUGUUUUUUCCAAUUUUGCUUUUUCGUUCAUAAGCGAGAAGGAUCAUGUCGGUGUAUCUGCUCCAGCUGCGAAACGGAGGAAACACGUCCGCCAGCACAGCUCAGAGACAACGGAACGUUGGUCAGCGGGAAUGCAGCCCGGCGAUGAGCAUUGGCAUCAUGACGUGCAGCUGCUGAUCCGUCUCGCGGGAGGCAUCUGCGUCCCCGAGCAGAGCGACGCGGCUUGUAUCCGAGAGCGCGCUUCCAUUUCAGUAACAAGGCAGAAACGAACAAGGACACAGAACCCGGCGUCGACCGAGUCGCCUAUGCAUGCUUUCAAAGUAUGCCGAGCGCUUGACCUCGCGAGAAUGGAGGAGAACGCAAACUUCCCGGACUCUUCGCUGCCGCUGAUUGACUGGGACCGGCUGCUGUCGGCAGUUUGUACUGGGACAGGGCACGCUCUGACGUCGUCGACAACCGCCUCGUGCCAUGUGGAGGCGCCGAAAUCCCCCGAACGGCAAGCAUCAGCGACUCCAAAACGAGAGCAGAGCAAGCGGCGUGGAACCCGUUCGCCAUCAAGACAAUCCCAGAGAUCAAAACGGCGAUCCUGA
Cyanidioschyzon merolae strain 10D is the source of this 1899-nucleotide messenger RNA. RefSeq lists its product as hypothetical. The record is from RefSeq and is a predicted model, not a curated record. Lineage: Eukaryota; Rhodophyta; Bangiophyceae; Cyanidiales; Cyanidiaceae. Bases 1 to 1899 code for a protein of 632 amino acids. The transcript has a single exon.